Periophthalmus magnuspinnatus is the source of this 2139-nucleotide messenger RNA. RefSeq names its product decapping mRNA 2 (gene dcp2). The record is from RefSeq and is a predicted model, not a curated record. Gene Ontology annotation, cellular component: cytoplasm; P-body. Gene Ontology annotation, biological process: deadenylation-dependent decapping of nuclear-transcribed mRNA; nuclear-transcribed mRNA catabolic process, nonsense-mediated decay. Gene Ontology annotation, molecular function: RNA binding; 5'-(N(7)-methylguanosine 5'-triphospho)-[mRNA] hydrolase activity; manganese ion binding. The transcript has 11 exons. NCBI's taxonomy places the organism in Eukaryota, Metazoa, Chordata, Actinopteri, Gobiiformes, Gobiidae. Bases 186 to 1352 code for a protein of 388 amino acids.
UUCAUUUCCGCCUAAAGCCGUAAACUAAAACAAGAAACUUAUCGCUCGGAGGAGACUACUCAGUUGAUAUUAGCUUUAGAGGCUAAUGUAAAGCUGAGUUUUGGUGGACUCAAAGAGCAAAAUGUGACGAAAGAUGCUGUGGAAGUAGGUGUAUUUUUGGCCUCUUGGUCUGACUUAAUGUCGGGAUGUUUUCGCCGAACAUGGAAACAAAAAGAGUCGAGAUCCCCACCGCGCUAUUGGACGACCUCUGCAGUCGCUUUAUUCUUCACAUUCCAAGCGAGGAGAGGGACAAUGCCAUCCGUGUUUGCUUCCAGAUCGAGCUGGCUCACUGGUUUUAUUUGGACUUCUGCAUGCAAAACACUCCAGGCGCCCCUCACUGUGGGAUAAGAGAUUUUGCAAAAGCUGUUUUCCAACACUGUCCCUUUCUGCUGCCUAAUGGAGAGGAUGUGCAGAAGGUUCUUGAACAGUGGAAAGAAUACAAGAUGGGUGUACCAACAUAUGGAGCUAUUAUUCUGGAUGAAUCACUUGAAAAUGUGCUGCUUGUUCAGGGUUAUCUGGCGAAAUCAGGUUGGGGCUUUCCAAAGGGUAAAGUAAAUGAAGAAGAAGCCCCUCAUGACUGUGCAGUUCGUGAAGUGAUGGAAGAGACGGGUUUUGAUAUUAAGAAUCGCAUCUGUAAAGACAUGUACAUAGAACAGAAAAUCACUGACCAGUUAGUGCGCCUUUACAUUAUACCAGGUGUUUCCAAGGACACCAAGUUUAACCCCAAAACAAGAAAAGAGAUCCGGAACAUUGAGUGGUUUCCUAUUGAGAAGCUCCCGUGUCACAGAAAUGACAUGACUCCUAAGUCCAAACUUGGACUUGCCCCAAAUAGAUUUUUUAUGGCCAUUCCAUUCAUUAGACCACUGCGAGAGCGAAUUAGUAGACUCAAAGGCGAGUCACCAGACAGUGAUGAGGAUAGUACUCCAAACAAAUUUUCAGACAGUACUCGGUCCAAGUCUCGUCGCAUGACAGGCACAGAAGUUCAUUCGGCAGACACCAAUGCCAAACACAAACAGCAGAAAAUGACAGGCCAGUAUGAUCUGUAUCAGAACCAAACUAUAAAAAGCAAUGGGAAGAAAAGUCAAGACUCGCCCUAUUUGAAGAAGGGUAGUGAAAAUGGAUUUAGCAGUGUGCAGAAGGAAGACAAACGACUUCAGCCCAGAAGAUUGCAAGACAGUUUUGAGAAAGAUAUGUCUCAGUUCAACUCCAAUGGCCAUCAAUCCUCUCCCUGUUCAGAGCAGCUUCUGUCAUCCAAUGCUUUCCUCAACUUCAAAUUUGACAAAGAGGCAAUCAUGAAGUGUUUUGAUUAUUGAUACAAACUGAGCUCUGUCUCUUGCACAUUGAGGUGUACAAAGCCUUUGUGUCAAUUUUUACCAUCCUUUUUAAGACUAUUCCUGAAUUUGCCAUGUUUAAAGUUUUAAAUGAACACGCAUUGUUUAAAGUAAUUUUCUGAAAAAAAGACCUCUAGAAUGGUAAACCUGGUCUCAAUCCUUAGGUGUUUUUAUCUUUCAUGUUUUGUGCUAAAUUUCUCACUAACGUACGAGAUAAAACAUUAUCAGAACAUUAGAUUUUAUAUAUUUGACUCAAAAUUAUUAUUUUUUUGGCCAAUAUGGUAACAAAAAUACCGUGUGUGCUGACUUUUUAGAAAAGCUUUAUUGAUGAUGAACAUUAGGAGUUUUAUUUUACAUGACAGUUACUAAUGGUGAUGUUUCAGAUGCUACUCAGACAUUAUACCAACCAUGUGCUUUUAAGAUGAAAGUUACUAAUGGUGAUGUUUAAAAUGCUGCUCAAAUAGUAUACCAACCAUGUGCUUAAAUGAUUUUAAAUUCAGAUGUGUGCUUAUCAUUUAUGCUCACAAAAUGGUGCAAUUUGAUUCUUUACACACCAAAGGUUGUUUGUCUUUCUUAAAUAAUGAAUUCAUACAUUAUUUCCACCUUAUGUGAUAACAUGAUCACAUCCACAGAAGUUUCAGCCAUUAUCUUCACAUUGGCCUACAGCCAGAUUCCUUUUUCGUUUGUUCUCAGAUUAUGUUGUGUCAGAAAAGCUGCACUGUGUAUAAACUGGGGUUGCUUUUGUUUAAUAAAUUAAUCUUUUUUCAGU